AAAUGUAACGCGGGAAAAACUGGAGCAGGGACCCCGGCGGCAGGUUGUUAUUUUCGGGGGCUCAGCGCCUCGCGUCCUGCUUUCCUGUCAUCGCAACGCGGGCCGCCUGCUGCUUCCCGCGGCUGCAGCCUGCGUUGGGGUACGAAGAGCGGAGGACCGGCCUGACCCAGGGUUGGGGUCCAGCUCCGGCCGCCUGGUGCCAACCGAGCCGUUCCGCUCUUUCGUUGGCCGCGGCGCAGGAAGGUUCCAGGAAACGUCCGCCUGCCAUGAGCCGGCGGGACUGAGAGCCGGCAACUCGGAGCAGCGCGGGCUAGCGGAGCGAAGGGCCAGACCCGAGCUCAGGGAGUGUGGCCCACGGCCGCUGGGGCUGCGGAUCCGGGUCGGGCAAUGAUCCGGGGUGUGGAGGCGCCAAUGGCGGACAACCCGCCGCAGCCGCCGCCCGUCAUCUUCUGCCAGGACUCCCCGAAGCGGGUGCUGGUGUCGGUCAUUAGGACGACCCCGAUCAAGCCCACAUGCGGCGGCGGAGGGGAGCCGGAGCCGCCGCCGCCUCUCAUCCCCACCAGCCCUGGCUUCAGCGACUUCAUGGUGUACCCGUGGCGCUGGGGUGAGAACGCGCACAACGUGACGCUCAGCCCCGGGGCUGCCGGGGGCGCCGCCUCGGCUGCCCUGCCUGCGGUCGCCGAGCACUCGGGGCUUCGGGGCCGGGGCGCGCCCCUGCCCACCCCCUCGGCCGCCGCCGCCUCGGGAGGUGAGGACGAGGAGGAAGCGAGCAGCCCGGACAGUGGCCACCUCAAGGAUGGAAUCCGACGUGGCAGACCCAGAGCGGAUACUGUACGGGAUUUAAUCAAUGAAGGAGAGCAUUCGUCCAGCAGAAUCCGUUGUAACAUCUGUAAUAGGGUGUUUCCAAGGGAGAAAUCGCUCCAGGCGCACAAAAGGACUCAUACAGGUGAGCGACCCUACCUGUGUGACUAUCCAGACUGUGGAAAAGCCUUUGUUCAAAGUGGACAGCUCAAAACCCAUCAGCGUCUUCACACCGGAGAGAAACCUUUUGUUUGUUCAGAAAAUGGCUGCCUAAGCAGAUUCACCCACGCAAACCGCCACUGUCCGAAGCAUCCUUAUGCCAGGCUGAAGCGAGAGGAGCCUACAGAUGCUCUCAGUAAGCCCCAGGCUGUGGACAACCAGGCUGCUGCUGAGUGGUUGGCAAAGUAUUGGGAAACACGAGAGCAGCGUACCCCCACCUUAAAAGGAAAGCUGGUCCAGAAGGCUGAUCAGGAGCAGCAAGACCCUCUGGAGUACCUUCAGUCUGAUGGGGAAGAUGACGAAAAAAGCGGUGCCCAGCGGCGGCUCCAGGAGCAGCGGGAGCGCCUGCACGGAGCCCUGGCUCUCAUCGAGCUCGCCAACCUGACUGGAGCGCCACUCCGUCAGUAGCCUGAACACUGACUCUCCCACUGUACAAAAGUACUGCCCGGCGUACUUAAAAAGUAGAUCCUUGGGCAUAAGCUAAAGCACCUUAUUUGCUUAUCAUAGGCUGCUAUUCUGUAGAAAUUUAUGAAGAAUGUCAUUGCCCCAGAAGUUGGGGUGAGAGAGAAUUGCACUUUUUUUGUACGGUCAUGGAUUUGUUGUAAAGUUUAAAGUAUUUUGUAAAUAUGGGAUUUCUAGUACAGGGUAGAAUACUACAUAUUGUGGGAAGCUAGAUUUUGCAAGUUUAAGGCAUUCAUUGGAAGCAGUUCUCACAGGAAGCACUUUCUGAGUAAGACACUUGUGUGGAGAAAAAAAAAAAAGAGAGAGAGAGAGAACAUGGUACAUGUAGCCAAAGAAGGUUUAAAUAGAUUAUUUAUAAGAUCAUUUUAAACAAUGUAUAGUAGUAUGUUUAACAAUACUGUAAACACUGAAGCAAGCAAGAAAGUAUAAGAUAUGUGUGUAAGAUAUAUAUUUUUAAAUUGCAAAAUAGUGUGCUAAAAAUGGAAAACUGACUGUUUUGGAAGACUUUCUAACUUAUGGACCUUGGAAGAAAAUAGAUAUUUGAAGAGCUUGGUAAGAUGGACAGCAGUUCAGCAUUUUCAAAAUUGGAGUUAAGUCAGCCUUAUUUUAUCUUUCUGAGGCUUUACAAUUUGCUAUGAUGUUUCGGCUUGAAAGCACUUGUCAUCCCUAGCUUGGUAACUUGGGAACUUUUGCACAUUUCAUAUUUCUCAUUUGCUGAAAUUGAAUGAUUAAUCUUGCAAAGUCUAGGUAAUGUGGUAAUUGGUUUUUUUUUUUUUUUUUUUUUUUUUUUUUAAUGUAAUGGGCCCUGUAAUGAGAUUUGGCACUUGGAUUUUAAUUAAUGAAAGGGACACCUACAGGGUUGUUUUGUAGUGAACUGUUGUAGAUCUUUUGUUAGCAAACACUAAAUUUAAAUGUACUGCUUGUUUAGACUUAUUAGCAAAUGGAAGUCUGUCUAUAUUUUCAGUGCAUAAAGCCACCUUCUAGCUUUACUUCAGAAUAACAUGUCAAGCUAUUUUGUUUUCACUAAAUUUAGCAAUCAGUUAAACACUGCAGAAAAUAGUAGCAACUCAAAUAAGCAGGCUUCUGGAAUAGUUUUAACUGCAAGUGUGUUAACUUGCUUCUGGAAUAGUUUUAACUGCAAGUGUGUUAACUUGUGUGGUGGUUUUAAAUCAUUUUUUCCAAAUAGAUGAAGUUUUUGAACACCAUUUUAUGUACUGAAGCACGAAUAGAAAAAUCAACAGCAGAGUAGUUCACUUCCUUUACGUAGGCAUAAACCUCCAUCAUUUUAGCUUUUGUUUUAAGCAGAAACUACAUAACAUGCAUAGCAUGGUAAGUUUAUAGAUUGCUUAAUUGGAGUAAACCUCAGAAUAACAGAGGGAAAUAUGGCCUCUUCAGCGCCCUUUUUUCUUUUUUUUGGAAUUGAAGUGGUAGCCUACAGAUGUAGUUUAAACGUUAUCUAAAAUGUAGGCUUCUUUAUCCAAAUAUCCCAAUGUCUAGCAGUACACAGAUAGUUUAAAAAUAUGUAGCCAUGGGGGAUGGGAGGUAUAUAAAUUCUUGAAAUGGAACUAAAGUGUGAAAGAUGAUAGUGACAAAUAAUGUGUAUGAUGAGGACAUACUUUAAAAAUGUAAUUCCUCUGUACAGUAAAUUACAAAUCUUGAGGUUUUUUUUUUUUUUUUUUGUAAUAAGAGAAUUUAUAUUUGUAAUGGUCUUAAGAAUUUUGUCUGUAAUCUGGUAUAUAGAAUUUUAACAUGGAGCACUUAUGAGAAGCAGAGUAAGAGACUAUAGCAUCUGGAUUUUCUUGGUUUCAGUUUCAACAUUUUUCUUUAAAAUUUUUCCUCUCAAAUAUGACUUAAAUGAAUUAUAAAAAAGCUUCCUCAGUCUUGGGAAAUUUAAAAUUUGAUGAACUUACCUAGAGGACAGUUAAGAAUUUUAAAAAUAAAAAUACUUGUCUAUUCACAGAAAAUAAAAUUUAAGGACUUCAAAAGUAAGAGUGUUUGUUUCUCCGGUCAGCUUUUGUCAACUAUAAUAGUUCUGUUCACAAACAUUUUGUAAUUUGUCACAUUGGAAGUUUAAGAAAUUAUUGCAACUAUUUGCUAUGGAAAUAUUUAAAAUGUUCUUUUUUUUGAUAUAAGCUAUGUACUUGGACAAAAAUACAUUGGCAUCUAAAAUUUGGGGUGUGUUAAGACUUUUUUGUUUUAAAAAUGUGGUUUACAUUCAAAUUUUUGAAGUGUUUAUGCUUCAUAUGGCUAAGUUGUAGUUUGGCAGAGUUAACAGCAUAAGAAUAAACAUGCUGUAAGUUUAAAAAAUGCUUUGAAUAAAAGUUUAUUUUAAUUUACAGUU
Molecule: messenger RNA, 3823 nt
Organism: Sus scrofa (pig)
Lineage: Eukaryota; Metazoa; Chordata; Mammalia; Artiodactyla; Suidae
Gene: ZNF367
Product: zinc finger protein 367
Biological process (GO): regulation of transcription by RNA polymerase II
Cellular component (GO): PcG protein complex; chromatin; transcription regulator complex
Molecular function (GO): DNA-binding transcription factor activity, RNA polymerase II-specific; RNA polymerase II cis-regulatory region sequence-specific DNA binding
Source: RefSeq, a predicted model, not a curated record